GCAACAGGGAUACGCAUGGAGCCUCCAUCAUCUCCACUCUCUUUUACGCACCGAGUCCGGUAAUGCGCGCAGGUACCGGGACAUUCUGAGCAACCAAAGUGGACUAGUAUGAAAAACGUGCACGUGUAAAGAGGCGCGAUAAGGCACAGAGAGGAGGCACAUUUCUUGUGGAACGGUCUUGCUUUCCCGACAGCGCGCGUCAGCAUGGACGUCCUGGCGAACCACAGUAUCUUUCAGGAACUUCAGCUGGUGCACGACACCGGCUAUUUCUCCGCCAUGCCUUCACUGGAAGAGAACUGGCAGCAGACCUGCCUGGAACUGGAGCGUUAUUUGCAGACAGAGCCCAAGCGUCUGUCAGAGCUCUUUGACCAGGACUUGGACGGCCUCUUGACCCCGGCCUACCUGAAGGAGGAUGGCGAGGAAGAACUUGCAGAUGUCUUGCACCCCAGCCUACCUGAGCCCUCAAGCCCACCAACAGUGAUACUCUGCCCCACACGCAAAAACUUCACUUUCACCGCGUCAAUAAAAAGAGAACCAAAGGGCCCAGAAGCAACAGAAGGGGUUGAAGGGGCUCACCAAGCCCAGCUAAGUGCAGUUACGUCCCUGACGCCACCCUCGUCCCCGGAACUGGGCCGGCACCUUGUGAAACCCAGCCCGUCGCUGACAUCCUCCACUGAUGGGACGCUCACCCUCAAGCUGGUGGCCAGGAAGGUGGGACUCAGUGCGGCCCGGCUGGUGGCAGCACACUCACUUCCGGUCCGGGUGAAGGAGGAAGACGAGGGAGUACCGUGCGUGAUGGGCGAGCUGCCAGAGAACAAGAAACGGAUCCACCGCUGUCAGUUCAAUGGCUGCAGGAAGGUUUACACCAAGAGCUCCCACCUGAAGGCCCAUCAGAGGACACACACAGGUGAGAAGCCCUACAAGUGCUCAUGGGAAGGCUGCGAGUGGCGAUUCGCCCGGAGCGACGAGCUGACGAGGCACUACCGCAAACACACCGGUGCCAAGCCUUUCAAGUGUAACCACUGUGACAGGUGUUUCUCACGGUCAGAUCAUCUGGCGCUGCACAUGAAGAGGCACAUCUGAGGCAUUCGAGGAGAGGUCUGAAGGCAACGGGGGCAGGGAUGAGGGGAGAGAGAGAGAGGGAGCAGAAUCACAGAUGUAUGGAUCUCUGAUGACACCACGGGCUUGAACACAGACAGGCAACAAACGGGUCACACAAGACUCCAUUCAGUGUCAUUUGCUUCCCGGAAUGGAUGACCUUUAGUUGGCAGCUCUUUGUUUCAACUUCCGACUUUUGCCUCCCUUGCAAUACAAAAUGUCAGGCAUGUUAAUGCAGCAUUGCUUCACAUGCAGCCAAUUUAGCACUUGUACAUUUUGGUCCCCUUUGAGCUCAACGCCAUCUCACUGGGUUGCUGCAGCCUUUCUGUUCAGUCAAAGGUUACAUCAUCUCAUAUGAUUUUUCCAUUUGACCUCUCCCACCUACCAACUGGAGCUAUUUAUGAAUCAUUUUGGCCCGAUGGCGCUUGUUUGAAUCGGAUUUGGAGACUUGACAAUGGGAGCAUGCUUCAGCCAGCGGAGGUUGACUGAGGCCAUUUGUAGAGCUGUGCGGGUCUAUGGCCAUCAUCCAAAGGGUGUGUCUUGUGGAUGUGGUCAUCUAAUCUACUCCUAGGAAAGAGAGGCCAUCUCCCGUUGAACCGAAGCAUCGGAGACAUCCGGAGAGAUCGAACAGCUCCUCAGCGUGGCUCUUUGGAGCUGAAACUGUUGCACAAUUGACUCUUUACAAACCUUUUGUUAAAAAGUAAGGCCCCGGUGCAUCAGACUGGGAGGCACAAGUCCAAGCAUUUUUCUGACUGUAAUAGCACAUCAGACAGGAUCGGAUCGCUAUGUAUGUAAAGGCUAUAUGUUUCUAAGCAAAGAUCUCCUAUUUGUUCCGAAUAGACCAUUCUGAAGAACUCUUUGGGAAUGGAUGCAGCCAAAUACAAACUGCAGAUGCCUGAAAUGAUCUCUCGGGCCUUUGAGAGUGAUUGGCAUCUGACAAGCCAACAGAUUGCUCUCCAUGCAGAACUUUUCCAAUUUAGCAGACUUCCAUUCAAAAUGCAGCCGUCUCAGUAAAUCAGGCCCUAUGCAUCACCUAGGACUUUCCUGAUGACUUCUUGUGAGAUUUAUCUCCAGCUGGACAUAGAAUGGACUCGUUGGAGGACAAAUUCAAUCAAUUGGCGCCGAAUCAAUGUGAAUGUAUCUGUGUAUGUGUCUGUGCACUUGCAUCUGAAAACACAAGAACGCCGUUGCGGUCGCUUACGGUUAAAACCACACCUUUCCACUUUACAUGUCAUUGUUAAACUAGGAAGUCACGCCUGGUGGCUUGUGUCACGCAUUGUUCCGGUGGAACGGCAGGGGGGCCGGGAGAGCAGAUUUCUAGAGUGAAGAGGAAGAGAGGAAGGAGCAGAUCUGCACACUCAGCAAAGAUAACUGCCCUAUCAGCUCCUGAAACGACAAAAGAGUAAGACCUCUAGAUACAAAGACAUGUAGUCACAUUUGUUCAUGGUGAUCUGACUCCUGAAUCCCACUCGCCAGCUCCGCGAAAUGCCUUUCGACCAGGGAGCACAGACAAAACAGAGGCCAUGCCAGGAUUCAGGCUGACUGAAACUGCAAUCCUUCACACAAUUGUCGGUCUGCAUUUGAUUAGGAAUUUGGAUUGAGUCCAGCACACCCACGACUCUAGUGAGGACAAGCGGUACAGAAAAUGGAUGGAUGAAUGGAUGACUUGAGUCAAGUGAGGCACUUUUAGGACAGGACUGUGAAUUUUGGCCAAUGGAGUGCACCUAUAAACCGCAGGUGUCCGUGUUGUAACACAGAAAUACACACUAUAAACCUCGGUUCAAACAGUCCAAGCAGGAGUAAUUCUAAACUUAAUCAAACAUACUUAAGAUUUGUCAGAUCAGAACACUAUCGCUCCAAAAGACUUCAAAACAUGAUGUUUUCAUCCACGUUACUACUCUGCGCCCGAAGCUUCAUGGGUACUGGAGUUAUUUUCAUGUGAAAAAAAUGUCGCUUAUCAUCCAGAAUUUACAUUAUGUACGACUCGUAGCUAGCAGUCCAACGCUACUUUCAGACGACAGGUCAGUCUCCAUUUUCUUUGCAACCUGUAUCUGAUUUAUUCAUGUCAGUGCCAACAGGACAAUUUUUUUUCAAGUCCAAUCCAGGCCUCUUUCAUAUUGAGGUCAUAAAGCUGAUGUGAGUCCGAUGAUACAGCAGUCUGAAUGUCGAUGUCGCCUACAUCAGACUUAUCGUUCAUUGAAAGAUGGCAAACGUCACAAUUCAUUCCCAAAAUAGACAGUCAGUGGCGAAAAGAUGAUGUUUUGGAACUGAUUGAACUCGCAACGUCAAUGUCCCACCGUUCCUCGGAACAGAUGUCACGGCAAGUGCCCCACAAACUGCCAUUGCCAAAAUUCUUCCCAUUUUCCUUCUUAAUCUUGAACACGGAGUCAUUUUGUUAAGAAAAUGUUUACUCUAGUUGCACUAAAUUCUUGAAAUUGCCAUAAGUGCAGCAGGACUGAGACCACGAAUCGGCCAUGUCUACCUCUGCAAACACACUUUUGUGCGCAUGCGUGUCACUCCCCGGAUGCAUUGAGUUCACAUUCCACACAUAUACAUAUUUUUUGGUGAUGUGAACGAUCACGUUAAAUGAGCGACGAUGAACAAAAUUCUGAAUUGGGCGUCAUACCCUAAAGUGUCACCCCCGAUUAUUUCAUAUGUAACUUGUAUCCGAUAUUUUCAGUGUGAAAAGUACAGUGGGACCCAGGCUCUUUCGGAUGUGGAUAGAAAACCCGAUGGUACCGCAGUCGCCGUACAGGUGGCAUACAUCAGCCGAUACAUAAUCAAAAAGCCGUGUGAGAGUUAGAGAAAGGUACUGACAGAUGGAGGCAAAAGUUUCAGAAAUCUGUGUCAGUGACCCACCAACUGCCACUGGCAAAAUUCAUUCCGUCUUCCUUCUUAAUCUCCCCAAAAAAUGUUGACUCCAGUUGCCACAAAUGUGCCAGGACUGGGCUUGGUCAUUUCCCGGACACAUUGUGUUCACGUUUCACACAAAUACAAGUCACAUUUGUUUUUGUAAUGUACAUAAAACCAUGGGCUUUGAAUACCCUGCUGUGUGAACGCAGCCCGAGUGUUCAGUCCAGGUGUGGAUUCAACUUGCAAAGCAAAAUGAAGUGGUUUGAAGCAUCAGUGGCAGCUCUAUGUGUGUUCAUGGUUGUGUGGCGAUGUGGUUUUUGUUUUCAUGGACAACCCUGGACUGGAACACCAGGAUACUCCCCAAAAAUCGGAUUGUUUAGAAUCGACUCAACUAAUUCCUCUUCUCACCUGUACACCGGAACACGUUUGAAAUGUGAAUGUUUACUUUUUUAAUUUAUUUUGUUUCUGCUGUUCACUACUGUGUCAUUUUAAAGAAUGAUUGUCGAUUCUGCUGUGCCUGUGUGUAAUUCUUUUGUCUGUAUUUGCACUCAUUUUUGGAAAAAAGUCACUAUCAUGUUUUUUGUCCACUCUUGCAUAUCACCCCUCCACCUCCACCACCCCACCACCGCAUAUCUGUACAGUUGUUGUUUUAUACACACACACGUGUGCACAUACAUGCAAGCACGCCCUCAGCGCCUGCAUGCAUGCAGACACUCCCUAUACAUGCAGGCGAACACACACACACACACACACACACUAGCUCAGCCUGAGGUGCAAGCUGCAUCUCUCCUGAAUUUUAAAUCAGACCCUUUUUUUCUACCGGCGUCUCCUCUUCCCCUCCUCGCCCUCACUCUCCAUCAGAUACCAAGCCCUUCUGCUCAUACAGUAUGUCCCCCUGCACCCCGCCCACCAUCCUCCUUUCUCCUCCGUAGUCUUUCUCUGUUUCUUUCUGCUGUAUAAAGUGUUUCAAGAUUAUCAUUUGUAUAUUAUGAUGUAUGAGUACGAUAAUGUUCUUUAUUAUGGAAAAAUGAGAAAGAUUUAUUUUUGUUACCGGUUUGUUUCAUAAUUCCUUUUUUUAAAUUGGUAUUGUACUAUCUCUAUGCAAGGAACUGUUUGUUUUUUUAUUUAAGAAUGUAAUUAUGUGUAA
Messenger RNA from Doryrhamphus excisus (bluestripe pipefish), 5098 nucleotides. RefSeq names its product Krueppel-like factor 7. Gene Ontology annotation, molecular function: RNA polymerase II cis-regulatory region sequence-specific DNA binding; DNA-binding transcription factor activity, RNA polymerase II-specific. NCBI's taxonomy places the organism in Eukaryota, Metazoa, Chordata, Actinopteri, Syngnathiformes, Syngnathidae. The record is from RefSeq and is a predicted model, not a curated record. Gene Ontology annotation, biological process: regulation of transcription by RNA polymerase II.